Molecule: messenger RNA, 2743 nt
Organism: Myxocyprinus asiaticus (Chinese sucker)
Lineage: Eukaryota; Metazoa; Chordata; Actinopteri; Cypriniformes; Catostomidae
Product: myb/SANT-like DNA-binding domain-containing protein 2
Exons: 4
Coding region: 1-1623 (540 amino acids)
Source: RefSeq, a predicted model, not a curated record
AUGGCGUCCCCCAGUAACGCCGAGCGUUCUCCUGAUCUGUCGGUGCCGCUCAAGAUUCCCAAAACCGAGAUUCCCUCCCCAGAAUCCGAAGAUCUGAGUGACAGCAACCAAUACCAUUCCAACCCCUCCACCCCGAACAGAUUCUCUCCUCUGAACGUCGGGGUCUCGCUUUCGGGGGGCGUAGGCCGGAGUGGAUCGGCCUCUGCCUCCAACAGCUUCACUGCCUGUCGAGGCAUGUCGUGGACACCGUCCGAAACGAACGCCCUCAUCGCCGUGUGGGGCAACGAGAGGCUGGCGGAGGCGCGGAUGCAGCAGCUGGAGGUGGCCGGGACGGUGUUUUCCGGCAAGGCGCCUGGACCAGCGAUGUACGAGCGGGUGUCCAGAGCGCUUUCAGAACUGGGAUACGAAAGGACCCCAUCCCAGUGUCGAGAGCGGAUGAAGACGCUGAGACGGUGCUAUAGCCGGGUGAAGGAGCAUGGCAUUGGGAAAAGGAAGAGCAGUUACUCCAUCGAGCAGCUGGAGAAGGUGUUUGGGCAGGGAGGCUGGGAUUCCCAAAGCUGUCAACCUGUACUGAUCAACAGCAGCGGGUUGUACCAGGAGAUGGAGUCAGAUGGCAGUACCAUGGAGGACUAUUCUCAGGAAGACUGGUGCAAUCAAGACCUUUCUGCCGCCUUCAGUGUGGGGGAUAUAGAGACAGAAGAGAACCAGCUACCAAAGCCCAAAGUUCUUCAGAUAAGACUGGAGCCAUCUGAGCACACCCAACGACAGGAAGUGAUGCAGAAUGUGAUGCGUAUCCUGGAGUCAGUGGAGAUCAAAUGGGAGCAUUUUCAAACAUGGACUGAUUUCUCCCGCCUCCACCUGUCCAAUAAGCUGGCCAUCUUCGGAGUGGGCUACAACACACGGUGGCGAGAAGAUAUCCGCUACCACUAUGCAGAGAUCAGCUCGCAGGUACCUCUAGGAAAGCGACUACGGGAAUACUUCAACCCUGAGAAGGCCGAGGGCAGGGUUAUCAUGAACAAGGUGCAGAAGAUGAACUGGAAAAAUGUGUAUUAUAAAUUCCUGGACAUCACUAUUAGUGAAGCUCGCUGUUUGGAACUGCAUUUGGAAGUAGACUGGAUCCCGAUUACACAGACCAGGGCGACAGGUUGCAGUAACAGUUCACAGUACCUCCUCCCAGGGGGCAUCCCAAAAACAUAUGGCCUAUAUGCAAUAGGCUACAAGGAGAUGAGUGUGUCCAAUUUGUCUAACACAAAGGACAAGUCCUCCCCCUCACAGGAAGAGGAGGUGGAUCAUUGUGAGAAUAAGAAAAAGGAGGAGAGGACAUCAGCCAAAGUCACUUACUGUUACCUUGGCAUUGCAGAGGAGUGGACGCUACAGCAAUGUCUGUUCCAGCACUUUCAGACUUCAGGCAAACAUUACAGCCGUGGGGUGCCCUCAGCAGUAACCACGUUCCUGCAGGAGAACUGUACAGGCCAAGCCAGAGAGGGAACCCUUUCUGGAUUACCCAUCUACAUUAAAUUCAUUGAGGUGGAGCUGGACUUUCUCUCUGCCGGAUCUUUAGUGGAAUGUCUAGAGACUGCAAUCGGUUAUUCAUUAAAGUUCAACAAGAAGGAAGAACUGUAACGGAUACAUUUGCCAAAGCCAGUAUAUUGAGACAUAGACUUAAUUUAAAGGGAUAGUUUACCCAGAAAUGAAAAUUCUGUCAUCAUUCACUCACCUUGAUGUUGUUCUAAACCCGUAUGACUUUCAUUCUUCCUGACUGAGGCAAACAUUCCGCCUAGUAUCUCCUUUUGUGUUAGAUGGAAAAAAGAAAGUCAUAGAAGUUUGGAACAAUUUGAGGGUGAGUGAAAGGUGAUAGAAUUAUCAUGUUGGGGUGAAAUAUCCCCUUAAACUGACCUCCAGAAAUUCUUGAAUCAUUUGCAGUGGCAAUUGUCUCUAUCAGGGAGUGAAAGCUUUUGGUGGUUGAUGUCGAUGAUAUCCAGAGAGUUAGGUCUGAUUAUUUUCAAACUGCCUUUUUUAAAGGAAUAUUCUUGGCUCAAGUUUAAUCGGCAGCAUUUGUGGCAUAAUAUUGAUUACCACAAAAUUAAUUUCGACUCUUCCAUCAUUUUCAUUUUGAAAAAAAGGAGCAAAAAUGUAGGUAACAGUGAGGCACUUACAACCUAGUUGCAUUGACGACGUAAUGCCGGAAACCCUAAAACGACCACAAGAGUCAUUGAGUUUUAACAAAAUAAUUAAUGUAAGUGCUUUAAUAAAAUUAUAUGCUUCACAUUUCUGCCUUUAAACCAUGCUUUUUUUUUUUGUUCUUUUUUUUUUUUUUGUGGCAAUCAACAUAAUGGCACAAAUGCUGUCAAUUAAGCUUAACUUGUUUUGAACCCGGAAAAUUCCUUUAACUUUCUCCAGCCAAUUAAACUGAGAUCCAAUGCAGAAACUGUUUAAGAAAAAGAAUUUGCAACAUGAUUGAAUUAAUCUAAAUAUAAAGUCUAUCUACAUAUAAGUAUAUAUAUAUAUAUAUAUAUAUAUAUAUAUAUAUAUAUAUAUAUAUAUAUAUAAAGAGUAUAUAUUCAUAUUGUCAAGCAUUCCAGCAUUUCCAAUUAUAACAUUCAAAGAAUGUUUUCAUAAGCAGAUGAUCAAUAUCUGUUUUUUAUUUGGGAGUUCACACAGUGUCUUUAUGUAUGAUUGUUUCAAAGUCACAGUCUUAUUUACAUGUUUGGAAAGAUAAAAAAUAAAUUAAUGAAAUGGAGAA